AUGCUCUGGGCUCCUGCGCGCGCGGAAGGUGCGCGGCCAGCUGGGGGCCGCCUGGCGAGCAGCUGCGGAGCCUGUCUGGUCGCUGCUGCGGCAGCCGGAAUGCGCUCCGCUGAGCGCUGACUUGGGCGUCCGGGGAGGAGAGCCUCCUUGUCGGCCAUCCGAAUGUCGGAGCACAGCAACGACGAGGGGGAGGACGAUGCCGACCACCAGCACAGCGUUUCCAUGUUGUUCCUGCUGGUCCUGGUCUUCUUCGUCAUGGGACUCGUGGGAUUCCUCAUUUGCCACGUCCUGAAGAAGAAGGGCUACCGCUGCCGGACAUUCCGGGAUGAGCUCGACUCUGAUAACAAGGAGUCACUGACCCAGCUGCAAAAUGAUGAAGAUGAGGAGCUGAAUGAGGACACUGUAGAGAAGAUAGUGAAGUGCAUCAUUCAGAAUGAAGCAAAUGUGGAAGUCCUGAAGGAAAUGCUGGGAGAGGGUGACGUUGAUCUCCCACUGCCGGUCCCUGUGCCCAGCAGCCUCUGCCCACAUCGCAGCAGCCAAGAUGCUGGCCUGCCCCAUCACCACACGGUGCACUUGGGUUCAACGCAAGCACCUUGCAUCCACUGCAGUAGGAAAAAGAGGCACCCGCUGCAUCGACAAGGCCGGUCCAAGGAGGGGAAGGCCAAGAUGCACCCUGGGGAGACAACGGUCUUCUCUGUGGGCAGAUUUCAUGUCACCCAUAUUGGGAAGAAACAGGAAGAGUCUCUCCCUGGUAGCAAACAGGACCUUGGAUCUGCUGAUGCAAACCAGGAAGCCGAAAGCAACGAGAAACUCCCAUGGGAGGGGUCCCAGAAUGGAAUAGUUCACACAGGCGAAUUUCAGCAAGGAAGACUCCAGCAGGCAGAUCCUGAAAGUGAAAAGGGGCCGAAGGAAGAAUGGGUAGAUGAGUCCACUCAAGGAGAAGGCCCCUUGAACACAACGGCCAAUUCAGAUGUCUCCAUGAACGGACCAGAGAGGAAAGAGAACCCUAAGCCCUGCUCAUUGCAAGAGGCCAGCUUCCUAGGGACUGCAACAAGCAAUACGUCCGAGACAAACUGCUCUACUGGACCCAAGUGCCUUGGGUCAGAGGAUCUGGAGAGGCUGGAUAAGGACGUGGCUGCCUCUGAGGAUGAGGGUGUUCAAAGGGCAGCUAAUGAUGUUUCAGAAAAAGUAGCAUCCAGACUAGAUAUAUCAGGAAACGAGAUCAAUAGAACAAACAGCACAGAACUCCAGGAGCAGAAGCUGGUGGUGCAGGAUCCAGGAGUAUCUAUGUGACAUCCUGCCUGCUCCACGUUCAGGGUUGCAAAGCAGAGAGAGGCACACAGAGCCAACGCCAGGUUUGCAAGAACUAGGCGGCCAGAACGAGUCAGGCCUGGGCCAGAAGAGAGACACCGCGCUUGGCAAGGAUGUGCCACUUCCACUAGUAGAACUAUGACACUUGGCAAGAGCCUCAUCCCCAUUGCAACAGCUACUCACGCAGCAGCAGCAGCGGAAGAGCGCAGGAACGGGACCGUGUUGUGGCAUUAUCCACCUUGCUGAAACCUCAUUCUGUUGAAAGCUUUGCUAAGGCCCCUGUGUGCAACUUGUGGGGUGGGAUGGCGGGAUCCACCGGUAUGCCUGAGCUGGUAAGAAUCCCAUUCUUCUCCAUGCCGGGUCUCAACUUGCGGUGCUUUGAAGAAUCCCAGAUUUGUAUCUCAGGAUCCUUCUCACAUCCCGCUCCAGGCGCUGCCAUUUCAGCAAUAGCACAUUUUCCUGCAUGCCAGUCAGGUCUGAGUGAACUAUUAGUGUUUAAAAAAUAAAGUACAGCUACUGCUUACAGCAGGAAGAGAACUCGGCCAAUGUGGGUGGAGUGAGUUUUGAACUAAGGGGAGAAGGCCCUUGGUAUUGCCUGCUCUGCUCAUAGCUGUGACUCAGCUUAGCCGGCUUAAAGUCUGAGUGUCCACUCCCAUCCUGACCAGGGAAUACAGUGGCCCUGGGGGCUGCAUUUAGGCAGGUAGCUGGACCCAGGGUAACCUCCCUGGUUUCCAGCGUUCACACAAGACAAUCAGAUGAGCUAGAAUUACAACUCAGGAGCAGCAGUUACACAAGAGGAAGUGUGGAUUCUGCCUCAGACUGCAAUAUUUACAGACAGGCACUCCCCUAAGUGAUAUAUCCUUGCAAAGAUCCUGCUCUAGUGUCUACUAACCACAUCAUCCUCUUUGAAGCAACCAAAUAGCGCCUAACUCUGAGCCCCUUUGCUGUGGGGCUCAAUGUGGUAUGUGUGGGGACAUGCAUGGGGUGGGGUGGGGGGCUGCUUUGCUCAGCACAGAUCCUGGAGACUCUUGUGGCUCCGGAUAGGCUUUCCUCCUCGCUAGGAGACCACAAGCUGGCUUGGGAGAUGAGCCAACUAAACACUCCCCCCGACCCUGUGAUUUCUAGUCUUCUGUGUUCUAGUUAAGCCAUGACCGAAGGCCACCUCUGCCUUCUCCCUACAUCUUUCCAUGUUUAAGUACAGUGUAAACAAAAGCUAACCCUAUUAAAGAUGCUGAAGACGUGCA
Lacerta agilis (Sand lizard) is the source of this 2555-nucleotide messenger RNA. RefSeq names its product RELT like 2 (gene RELL2). Lineage: Eukaryota; Metazoa; Chordata; Lepidosauria; Squamata; Lacertidae. Bases 163 to 1293 code for a protein of 376 amino acids. The record is from RefSeq and is a predicted model, not a curated record. Gene Ontology annotation, biological process: positive regulation of p38MAPK cascade; positive regulation of cell-substrate adhesion. The transcript has 8 exons.